Messenger RNA from Lipotes vexillifer (Yangtze River dolphin), 314 nucleotides. Lineage: Eukaryota; Metazoa; Chordata; Mammalia; Artiodactyla; Lipotidae. The record is from RefSeq and is a predicted model, not a curated record.
AUGCCGGUGGCCAUGGGCCCCUAUGGACAGUCACAGCCAAGCUGCUUCGACCGUGUGAAGAUGGGCUUUGUGAUGGGUUGCGCUGUGGGCAUGGCACCUGGGGCGCUCUUCGGCACCUUUUCCUGUCUCAGGAUCGGAAUGCGGGGUCAGGAGCUGAUGGGCGGCAUCGGGAAAACCAUGAUGCAGAGUGGCGGCACCUUUGGCACAUUCAUGGCCAUUGGGAUGGGGAUGCUAAUCAGGGCAGUGGUUGUCUACAACAUCCACCCCCUCCCAUCAUUCCUAGCCCAUGUACUAUAAUAAAGCAAGUCUGAGUA